AGCAGCGCGGCGAGGCCCCAGUCGGGGUCGUUUGCGCCUGCGCGCCGCGGGCGGGGCGGAGCGGCCACCAUCUUGGAACGGGAGGCGGAGCAGAGCCGACUGGGAGCGACCGAGCGGGCCGCCACCGCCGCCAUGAACCCCGAAUAUGACUACCUGUUUAAGCUGCUUUUGAUUGGCGACUCAGGCGUGGGCAAGUCAUGCCUGCUCCUGCGGUUUGCUGAUGACACAUACACAGAAAGCUACAUCAGCACCAUCGGGGUGGACUUCAAGAUUCGAACCAUUGAGCUGGAUGGCAAAACUAUCAAACUUCAGAUUUGGGACACAGCUGGUCAGGAGCGGUUCCGGACCAUCACUUCCAGCUACUACCGGGGGGCUCAUGGCAUCAUCGUUGUGUAUGACGUCACUGACCAGGAAUCCUAUGCCAAUGUGAAGCAGUGGCUUCAAGAGAUCGACCGCUAUGCCAGUGAGAAUGUCAAUAAGCUCCUAGUGGGCAACAAGAGUGACCUUACCACCAAGAAGGUGGUGGACAAUACCACAGCCAAGGAGUUUGCAGACUCCCUGGGCAUCCCCUUCCUGGAGACAAGUGCCAAGAACGCCACCAAUGUCGAGCAGGCGUUCAUGACGAUGGCUGCCGAGAUCAAAAAGCGGAUGGGGCCUGGGGCAGCCUCAGGGGGUGAACGGCCCAACCUCAAGAUUGACAGCACCCCUGUAAAGCCAGCUGGUGGUGGCUGUUGCUAGAAGGGGCAUGUGGAGUGGGAUAGGAGGGGGCACCUUCUCCAGAUGAUGCCCCUGGAGGGGACUGGAGGUGCCUCCCACUCCCUCUCUUGGGGCAUUUGAGUCUGUGGCUUUGGGGUGUCCUGAGCUCCCCAUCUCCCUCCGGCCCAUCUGCCUGCUGCCCUGAGCCCUGAUUUUGUCAGGUCUCCCAGGGAGGACACCCAGGACCUGUGGCUAGGGUGGGGCUUGCUCUGCUGCUGCCUCUAGGUUAUUUUAAAAGAUGUCCCACCAUAUACUUUCCUUUGGAAUGAGGGCUCUCUCUCCCUCCUGCCUCCAUGUAUGCUGCACUGGGUUUCUCUCUCUCCCCUUCCUUUUCUCCCUCCUUCCCCAAAGCUGAGGGCCUCCCUGGCCUCUGUUGUUCCUGGCCGCAGUCAGUGCCCAGGGCCAGGAAUAUGGCCAGGGGAUCCAGGACCUGGGAUCCAAGGCCCUGGGCCACCUCAGGACAAGUGUGGGGCCACAGGGGCUCAAGCAGCCUACACUUUCCUCUCCCCACAGCCUUCCCUUGCACCCCUCCCACACUCCCAGCUCCAGCCGUCCAGCUGCAGGGGAUCUGAGCAAGAGGGCAGGUGGGCGGGCAGCCUUGCUGGGCCUGUGUCUUGAGCCCAGAGGGAGCCUGCUCCUGCUGCCCCCUGCCCUGCCAGAGCCAGGCCCAUGCACUGCCUGCCUACCAUGCCCCUUUGUCCCCGUGGCAGGCAGAGGCAGAAGGCCCACCGUAAGAGAGGCCUGGGCACCAGCCUUAAACCUCACUCUGCCAGCACCUCCUCCCUCCCUGAGGCAGCACACCCAGCUUACUCUCCCUUCCAUACUUUGGAGCCUAGUGGGGCAUAUCCUCAGCUCCUGCCACUACUCUGGGGAAUGUGGGUUGGGGGACUUAUGCUUGCCCCCUUCCCACCCAGGAUCCUAGCCCCCUGCCCUCUGGCACAACUGCUUUCUGCAGAAAAACAAAUCUUUGGUCUCUACCUAAGAAGCCAUGUUCCUUGUGCUGUCUCUUGCCUGCCCACCUGUGCCCUGCCCUUCAGCUUGUAUUUAAGCCCCUGGGCUGCCCCUUGGGGUGUCCUCUGCUCCCAGAUUCCCCUCUGGUGUUAUGUCAGGCAUUUUGCAAGGAAAAGCCACUUGGGGGAAGAUGGAAAAGGACAAAAUAAAAAUAAAUUUCCACUGGCCCUCGGGUGAGCCGAGGGUUUUUGCAAGGAAA
Messenger RNA from Nycticebus coucang (slow loris), 1966 nucleotides. RefSeq names its product RAB1B, member RAS oncogene family (gene RAB1B). The record is from RefSeq and is a predicted model, not a curated record. Gene Ontology annotation, molecular function: GTP binding; GTPase activity. The coding region runs from base 133 to 738 and encodes 201 amino acids. Lineage: Eukaryota; Metazoa; Chordata; Mammalia; Primates; Lorisidae. The transcript has 6 exons.